AUGGCAGAGGACCAGCCACACCUGUACGUUCAGAUGCCAGAAUUGGGUACAAAUGGCAUUCCCAGCGGAAGGCAGUCCCCUCCAGAGCUGGCUGGCAGGGCAGGAAGCGUGCUCACCUUCCACAACAUCUGCUACCGUGUGAAGACAAAGACCGGGCCCCUGUGUUUCCGAAAAACCACCGAAAAACAAGUUUUGAGAGAUGUCAAUGGCAUCAUGAAACCAGGACUGAAUGCAAUUUUGGGACCCACUGGCAGUGGCAAAUCUUCACUGCUGGACAUCCUGGCUGCAAGGAAGGAUCCCCAUGGGCUCUCUGGUGACAUUUUGAUCAAUGGAGCUCCUCAGCCUGCCAACUUUAAAUGUACCUCUGGGUACGUAGUACAGGAUGAUGUGGUGAUGGGAACCCUGACUGUAAGAGAAAAUCUGAAGUUCUCAGCAGCACUCCGCUUGCCAAAGUCAGUGAAGGAAAAGGAAAAAAAUGAACGAGUGAAUCAGGUCAUCAAGGAGCUGGGUUUGAGCAAAGUGGCAGAUUCCAAGGUUGGUACCCAGUUCACUCGUGGGGUGUCAGGAGGAGAGCGGAAAAGGACCAACAUUGGGAUGGAGCUCAUCACGGAUCCUGCCAUCUUAUUUUUGGAUGAGCCAACCACGGGACUUGAUGCCAGCACUGCUAACGCUGUCCUACUGCUGCUGAAAAGGAUGUCAAAACAAGGAAGGACCAUCAUCUUCUCCAUCCACCAGCCUCGGUACUCCAUAUUCCGACUGUUUGACAGCCUGACGCUGCUGGCUGCAGGGAGAGUGCUGUACCAUGGGCCAGCCCAGAAUGCCAUCGAGUACUUCCAGUCCAUUGGCUACCAGUGCGAGCCCUACAACAACCCUGCCGACUUUUUCCUGGAUGUCAUCAACGGAGACUCCACCGCCGUGGCAAUGAACAAGGCUGAUGGAAAUAACACAGCAGAGAGCACUGAAGAAUACUCUGAAUAUGAUAAAAAUCUGGCCGAGCAAUUAGCAGAAAAAUACUCCAACUCUGCUUACUACAGAGAAACAAAAGCACAAUUAGAGAGCAUUUCUUCAGGAAAUAAAAAGAAAAACAGAGGACUUUUCCGGCAAAUCACAUAUGCCAAUUCCUUCCUCCACCAGCUGAAAUGGGUGUCCAGGCGCACAUUCAAAAACCUGAUAGGAAACCCUCAGGCUUCCAUAGCCCAGCUUUGUGUUACAGCUUUUCUGGGACUGAUUGUAGGUGCCAUUUUCUUUGGACUUGAAGAAAACCGUGCUGGACUACAGAACAGAGUGGGUGCAAUGUUCUUUCUGACCACCAAUCAGUGUUUCAGCAGCGUCUCAGCUAUUGAACUCUUCGUUGUGGAAAAGAAGAUAUUUAUACAUGAAUAUAUCAGUGGGUACUACAGAACAUCUGCAUACUUCAUAGCAAAGCUGAUGGCUGAUUUGAUACCCAUAAGGACUAUGCCCAGCAUCAUCUUCACCUGCAUAGUUUACUUCAUGCUAGGUUUGAAACCAACAGUAGGAGCCUUCUUUACAAUGAUGUUCACCCUUAUGAUGGUGUCCUACACAGCCACUUCCAUGGCCCUUGCCAUUGCAGCAGGACAGAGCGUGGUCGCCAUAGCAAACCUACUCAUGACCGUGGCAUUUGUUUUUAUGAUUAUUUUCUCUGGGUUGCUGGUCAAUCUCACAAGUGUCAUGUCCUGGCUCUCCUGGCUCAAAUACUUUAGCAUCCCUCGAUAUGGAAUGACAGCUUUACAGAUCAAUGAAUUGGUUGGUCUGAAUUUCUGUGGCAGUAACAACACAGGUUUAAGCAAUGAGACUGCCUAUCGACAGACAGACAUGAUAACAUGUACUGGAGAGCAGUAUCUGGAGAGCCAAGGCAUCGACUGGAGCACCUGGGGGUUGUGGCAGAACCACGUGGCCCUGGCCUGCAUGACGCUGAUCUUCCUCACCAUUGCCUACCUCAAACUGCACUUCAUGAAGAAGUUCUCCUAAAACCAGAGGGAAAGAAGCAGCUCCCACUGUUCAGCAGCUUGCUGAACCAAUUGUGCAAUUGAGUUGAUGAUUUUUAAAAAGACCUUUUUUUUGUACUUCUGUUAUUACCCAAGCCAACAACAUGAAAGCCAUCCCUGUAUAUGCAAUACUCCUGUUAAUUUACCGUGUCAAGAUGUCUAGCAUGGCUCACUCCUCUUUGCCACCAGAAAGUGUACAGCUAUUAAUUUCUUCAAGAGAUGAUUCAGUUUUUUGGCAUGUUCUAGCUGUGAACUUGUCAAACACUAUAUCUAAUAUUUAGUGGCUUAACCAGAAAAAAAUCGUGGUUCCAUAUUUUAAUUAGCACCUAUCUUCACUAGGAAGUAAUUCAGUCCAAAGUGAUGCUUAUCAGGACACCAACACAGUCUCAGCUGCUUAUGUGAUCACAAAAUAUGUGAGACAGUGACAAAAUCCCUUCCAUCCUAGUG
Molecule: messenger RNA, 2453 nt
Organism: Catharus ustulatus (Swainson's thrush)
Lineage: Eukaryota; Metazoa; Chordata; Aves; Passeriformes; Turdidae
Gene: ABCG2
Product: ATP binding cassette subfamily G member 2 (Junior blood group)
Exons: 15
Coding region: 1-1989 (662 amino acids)
Cellular component (GO): plasma membrane
Molecular function (GO): ATP hydrolysis activity; ATP binding; ABC-type transporter activity
Source: RefSeq, a predicted model, not a curated record